Molecule: messenger RNA, 3746 nt
Organism: Chrysochloris asiatica (Cape golden mole)
Lineage: Eukaryota; Metazoa; Chordata; Mammalia; Afrosoricida; Chrysochloridae
Gene: MROH2B
Product: maestro heat-like repeat family member 2B
Exons: 32
Coding region: 189-3710 (1173 amino acids)
Cellular component (GO): acrosomal vesicle; cytoplasm
Source: RefSeq, a predicted model, not a curated record
UUCUGCCUCUGCAGACUUUGGCCAUUGUUAAGGCCCAUGGCCCCACGAUUAGCCUGCUGUUACAUCGGGAAGAUUUCUGUGAAUAUGCCCUGGGUCAGGUGCCCUGGCUCCUGAACCAGUACAAAGACAAAGAAAUUGAUUUCUACAUCACACAGUUUGCAGCAUCCACCAAGAAUCUGGAGAAAACAAUGAAAACUAACUCCCAUGAGGAUGAAAAGGGGGAGAAAUCUGUCCAAGAAAAAAGCCUUGAGGUCUUAAAAACCCUGGACCCACUGGUCAUUGGAAUGCCACAGGUGCUAUGGCCAAGAAUCUUGACUUUUGUGGUACCAGCGGAAUACACAGGAACUCUGGCCCACCUGUUUAAUAUCAUCAGAAUCUUAAUUAUGGCAGAGGAGAGGAAGAAACUCAAUGCCAAGGAGUCGACUGCACUUGUCCUAUCAACUGGAGCUGUGAAACUUCCUUCACCACAGCAACUUCUCGCUAGACUUCUUGUAAUAUCUAUGCUUGCCAGUUUAGGGAAAUUGGUUGGGGCUGGUGCAAUAGGACUUUUGAAGAUUUUCCCUGAUAUAAUUCAUCCAAAAUUGGUAGACCUCUGGAAAACGCGGUUACCUGAACUCUUGCAGCCUCUGGAAGGCAAGAACGCUAGUAUCGCACUAUGGGAAACUAUGCUACUUCAGUUGCUCAAAGAAUCUUUGUGGAAGAUUGAUGACAUGGCCUGGACCAUGCAACUGAGUCGAGAUUUCAACCAUCAAAUGGCCGGUUACAGCAACACCUCCACUGAGAAGAAAUUCCUUUGGAAAGCCUUAGGAACCACCUUAGCCUACUGCCAAGACACAAACUUUGUAAGCUCACAGCUUAGGGAGUUUCUAAUAUCUCCCUCCCAACUAGGGGAUCAGCGACAGGGAAUAACAUCUAUUUUAGGAUACUGUGCAGAGAACCAGUUGGAUAUUGUUUUAAAAGUCCUUAAAGCAUUCCAAGAUCGAGAAAAGUUUUUUGUGAAUCGAUGUAAGGGUCUUUUCUCUGGAAAAAAGAACCUUUCGAAGACUGAUGUCAUGGUCAUCUAUGGAGCCGUGGCUCUCCACGCUCCCAAAAAGCAACUUCUCACAAGGGUAGAUCAAGACAUUGUAUCCCAAGUACUGUUUCUUUACACCCAAUGCUGUCAGAUCCUGGGCAUGUCCUUGAUGAAUAAGGACAUGGAUCUGCAAAUGAGUUUCACUAGAAGCAUCACAGAGAUUGGCAUUGCUGUCCAUGAUGCCCAGGAGCGGGGUUUCCAGUUUUCCUACAAGGAAAUGCUACUUGGCUACAUGCUGGAUUUCAUCCGGGAUGAGCCCUUAGAUUCAUUAGCUACCCCUAUUAGGUGGAAAGCCUUAAUCGCCAUCAGAUACCUCAGUAAACUGAAACCUCAGCUCUCCCUAAAAGACAAUCUCAAUAUUCUUGAAGAGAAUAUUCGAAGGCUGCUGCCCCUUCCACCUCUGGAAAAGCUAAAAAAUGAGGGCCAGACCGACAAAGACAAGGAGCACAUUAAAUUUCUUUAUGAACGAUCCAUGGAUGCACUGGGCAAGCUUCUGAAGACCAUGAUAUGGGAUAAUGUGACUGAGGAGGAAUGCCAAGAAAUGUUUAAUCUUCUCCGAAUGUGGCUUGUUUCACAAAGAGAGUGGGAAAGAGAAAGAGCCUUUCAGAUCAUGGCAACGGUGCUGACAAAUGAUGUUCAGGCUCCGGAGAACUUUAAAAUCGGCUCUCUUCUUGGGCUUCUGGCUCCACACUCCUGUGACACCCUGCCCACCAUCCGCCAGGCAGCUGCUAGCUCAGCAAUUGGUCUGUUCUGCAUUAAAGGCAUAAACUUGGAAAUAGAACGACUUCAAGGUAUGCAGGAAGGGCUGGAAAGUGAUGACUUGCAGGUCCAAACCAAGAUUUCUACUAAAAUAGCCAAGAUUGUCAGUAAAUUCAUCCCAAGUGAGGAAAUUCUAACAUUCCUGGAGGAAGCACUGGAUGGUCUGGAAAGCCUCAACCCUACUUGCACAACGGCCUGUGGCAUAUGGAUGAUUGCUGUCCUGAAGGAACAGGGUGCUACACUGGAAGAUCAGCUAUUGGAGAUCUUGAACACAAUUUACCAUCAUAUGCCAGUCCUCAGACAGAAGGAGGAAAGUUUUCACUUUAUGCUAGAAGCAAUAUCCCAGAUAACCAGCUUCCACACGGAUGCAGUUGUUGCCAACAUUUUGCAGAAGCCUUUGCCCUUUGACAGGGACACAAAGACACUGUGGAAGUCACUGGCUGAGAACCCAGCCUCCAGUGGUAAACUCUUGCGAGCCUUAAUAGACAAACUGGAGAAUGAGUUAGAAGAUGAAAUGAUCACAAUGGAAUCAAUUUCAGUGGCCUGUGCUAUGCAUGAAGUGGUAUCAACAGGCACCCCUGUCUCAGGCCUAUACCCAGAACUCUUCACCCUCCUCUUGAAGCUUGUUAGCUGUGCACUGGGACAAAAUAUGCCCACUACCGCCUUGAGCUGGAGACGGCAAGUUAUGAAGCAGGGAGAGAUGCAGCAGGUUGCAGACCCCUGCAGACUCUCAACCAUAACCCUGAAGUGUGUGCAAGCCCAAGCUAUGAAAGAAGGCCUUGCGAAAGAAUCUGAUGAAGGGGACAACUUAUGGUCUCUCCUCAGCAGUUCUGGUACCCACCACCUAGGAGUAUGUGCACUGGCAAGGAGCAUGGCAGUGUGGCAACAUGGAAUCAUACUGGACAUCAUGGACCAUCUGUUCCUGUCUCUCACAUCUUCUUCAGAGAACUACCGGAUAACUGGCACUGCGUUCUUCUCUGAGCUCAUGAAGGAACCCAUCCUUUGGAAGCACGGAAAUCUACGUGAUGUGCUGAUCUUGAUGGAUCAGAGUGCCUGGGACUCCAAUUCCACUCUGAGGCAAAUGGCCAUACGAGGUCUUGGUAAUACAGCUUUUGGAGCCCCUCAUAAGGUGAAGAAGCAUAAGCAGAUAAUGUUAGAAUCUAUCAUCAGAGGCUUGUAUCACCUCGCCCGCACCGAAGUCGUCUGUGAAAGCUUGAAGGCUUUGAGAAAGAUCCUGGAGCUACUCACAGACCGAGAUGUGAGCUUCUACUUCAAAGAAAUAGUCCUACAAACAAGAACUUUCUUUGAAGACGAGCAAGAUGAUGUAAGGCUGACUGCCAUCUGCUUAUUUGAAAAUCUGGCAUCACUAACCGGAAGAAGGUGGAAGCUUUUUUUUGCUGAAGAAACAAAGAAGAGCAUGAUUUCCUUCCUUCUCCACCUCUGGGAUCCCAACCCCAAUAUUGGAGCUGCUUGUCGUGAUGUCUUGAUCGUCUGUAUUCCUUUUCUGGGCCUCCAAGAACUCUAUGGAGUACUAGACUACCUCGUUGAGGGCCAGGAUCUACCAAGGGCCAGAGAUUUCUAUAGACAAUUUUGUGUGAAACUGGCAAAGAGAAACCAGGAAAUUCUGUGGAUCCUCCACACACACUCGUUCACCUUCUUCAAUAGCACCUGGGAGAUGAUCAGGAGUGCCGCUGUCAAGCUCACAGAUGCCAUUGUUCUCAAUUUGACCAGCCAAUAUGUGGAGUCAUUAGACAAAGAACAGCUGACCACCCGACUCCAAGCACUCCGGGAAGACCCUUGUGUCAGUGUCCAGCGAGCAGCUGAAGUUGCCUUGCAGACCCUCCUGAGAAGGUGUAAAGAGAUAAGCAGCUCUCUGUAAACGAUCAGAAAAUAAACUGCUAGGCUUUUUCUAAAA